Molecule: messenger RNA, 3523 nt
Organism: Uranotaenia lowii
Lineage: Eukaryota; Metazoa; Arthropoda; Insecta; Diptera; Culicidae
Exons: 2
Coding region: 1937-3250 (437 amino acids)
Source: RefSeq, a predicted model, not a curated record
UUCAUUUUUGUCAUUUUUGUCAUUUUUGUCAUUUUUUUUUGUAAAUUUUCGUUCACAGUGAUCCACAAUUCCGUGCCAUAGUGGUGGCUCCAGAGAGUGAAAUGGCGUUGUGGUGCGGAGUUAGGCUUCCAAUCAUGUCUAGCACGAUUUUUCACCUCCUUUAGUAACUGUGCAUCCUUCCUAGAAAAUGUGUGCUCGUUUUUACCAGGGCAAUGUUGUCAUCGGUAAUCGUUGAUGUAGUACUACAACAUUGGCUCUGCUGCUCCACUUAUGCACAGUUCAGCAAACACGCGUGGGUGGCUAACUCCAGUCGGUAGUAGUAUUUAGGAACAAAACGUUUUCCCCCUCCUCUUCACCGAGCUGUUCCGGAAAACAUUUCUUAUCGAACUUCUGAUCCAGCCAUAAAAGAAAAGGCACAUACCAAACUAGCAGGGUUUGCAGUUGCUUAAUCGACUCUGGUUGAUUUAUUAUGCCGUAGUAGGAAAUUAAACGAAACUAUCGUAGAGUCUUUUCCCCCGGUCCAAAAACUGAUAAUGGCCCUUCACUGGUGUUUUUUUCCCUGGAACCAGAAACAAAGUUAUCUUCGUACCGAAAUGUUUUUGUUUCAUUUCUCGAAAUGUUCUUUUGAUUCGGUUUAGUUUCAGUUUACCUUGACCCACGUAGGCCUUCACAUAGUCAUCAAAACCUACGCUUUGUGUUUUGUUUUUGUUUUCGUUUUUCUGAGUUUGCCCCCUUAAUUCUGAUUUCGACAUCUGGCAAACGAACGACACAAUUUAAGGUGCUAGCCAGCUGGCUGCACCAAGCUUCACCGGAAACGUUGCUUCUGGUGAAUUGCGUAGGUAGCUUGUCGAUGAUUGAUUUGUGUUCGAAACCAGAGAUGUUUUUUCUUGAGAGCUUGAGGCCAUCACUCGGUUAUCAAAUUACUGCCAUGAAAUUUGUUGUUCAUUGCCGCCGAACAAUUCGAUUUUUAUAUUUUUGGAUUGGUUUUUGGGAUUCAGUGUUUCACUUGAAAAUGGUAGAUAAAAAUUUUAAAUUUUUUUUCUUAAAAAUAUUUUUUUUAAAUAAUUUAACCCUUCUUUCAAUCGUUUUUCUUAAAUGUAUGAUUCACUGAGUUCUACAUUUAUUGGUCAUAAACGGUAGGUGCUGUCAAUUUUUAGUUAAUGAAGGUUAAGUUGUAGGAAGCCUGAAGAAAACUUAUAUUCAAAAUCCAGGCAUAAGAUCGUUUUCACUGCAAGCUUGGACUUACGGGAAGAAGCACGCUUGAUACACUGCUUUGGGGUUUUAUUUUUAUUCAACUCUUUUCUAUUUCAAAAUAGUUGCUUGGUGCUGAACAAAUUAAUGACAUGUCAUAAACCUGCUUCUGGAUGAAAUUCUCUUCAUUCAUUUUCAAUAUUCUUACUUAAACCAACUAACUUUCAGCAAAUAUAUAAUCAACGAAGAAAGAUUUUGGAAUUGACGAUAAAUUUUACCGGAAAUCCUGUUAUUGAAUUCUUUCGUCGAAAUGCGGAUAGUAUAACAUUUAUAAAUUUUUUCUUACUAAACUGAAAUUUGAUCAAAUUUUAAAUCUAAACCAAUCGCCCUCCUCUCAAGAUGCUGCUCGUAAAAAUGUUAAAAAAAUCACGGGUUUUACUUUAGAUUUGGAAGUACAGUUUUCCAUUAAAUUUGACCGAUUUUCAAAAUGAUACAUAUGUCAAUCUUCUUUUUGAAUAAGUCCAAAUUAUCAAAACAAAGCAUACCAAUUGCAAUUUUUGAUCGGAUUUGAGUAAAAAACGUGCAAUAAAAAUCGAGUCGGUUAACCAAAUUUGUCGUCAACAUCAGCAGAAAACAUGGUUGAAACCGACACAGUUAGAUAUAGUCGAAAAUUUCAAAAUAUGUAAUUGAUUUGUUUCAUUGAAAAAACUUGAACAAUAUGUGUAGUUUCGAAUAAAAAACAAAUAUGUUUUUCAUUUUUUUUCGAAUUUAUUUAGUCAUAAAAGUCAAAAAAGUCAAAAAAGUAAAAAAAGUCAAAAAAGUCAAAAAAGUCAAAAAAGUCAAAAAAGUCAAAAAAGUCAAAAAAGUCAAAAAAUGUCAAAAAAGUCAAAAAAGUCAAAAAAGUCAAAAAAGUCAAAAAAGUCAAAAAAGUCAAAAAAGUCAAAAAAGUCAAAAAAGUCAAAAAAGUCAAAAAAGUCAAAAAAGUCAAAAAAGUCAAAAAAGUCAAAAAAGUCGAAAAAGUCAAAAAAGUCAAAAAAGUCAAAAAAGUCAAAAAAGUCAAAAAAGUCAAAACAGUCAAAAAAGUCAAAAAAGUCAAAAAAGUCAAAAAAGUCAAAAAAGUCAAGAAAGUCAAAAAAGUCAAAAAAGUCAAAAAUGCCAAAAAAGUCAAAAAAGUCAAAAAAGUAAAAAAAGUCAAAAAAGUCAAAAAAGUCAAAAAAGUCGAAAAAGUCAAAAAAGUCAAAAAAUCAAAAAAGUCAAAAAAGUCAAAAAAGUCAAAAAAGUGAAAAAAGUCAAAAAAGUCAAAAAAGUCAAAAAAGUCAAAAAGUCAAAAAAGUCAAAAAAGUCAAAAAAGUCAAAAAAGUCAAAAAAGUCAAAAAAGUCAAAAAAGUCAAAAAAGUCAAAAAAGUCAAAAAAGUCAAAAAAGUCAAAAAAGUCAAAAAAGUCAAAAAAAGUCAAAAAAAUCAAAAAAGUCAAAAAAGUCAAAAAAGUCAAAAAAGUCAAAAAAGUCAAAAAAAGUCAAAAAAGUCAAAAAAGUCAAAAAAGUCAAAAAAGUCAAAAAAGUCAAAAAAGUCUAAAAAGUCAAAAAAGUCUAAAAAGUGAAAAAGGUCAAAAAAGUCAAAAAAGUCAAAAAAGUCAAAAAAGUCAAAAAAAUAAAAAAAGUCAAAAAAGUCAAAAAAUCAAAAAAGGUCAAAAAAGUCAAAAAAGUCAAAAAAGUCAAAAAAGUCAAAAAAGUCAAAAAAGUCAAAAAAGUCAAAAAAGUCAAAAAAGUCAAAAAAGUCAAAAAAGUCAAAAAAGUCAAAAAAGUCAAAAAAGUCAAAAAAGUCAAAAAAGUCAAAAAAGUCAAAAAAGUCAAAAAAGUCAAAAAAGUCAAAAAAGUCAAAAAAGUCAAAAAAGUCGAAAAAGUCAAGAAAGUCAAAAAAAUCAAAAAAGUCAAAAAAGUCAAAAAAGUCAAAAAAGUCAAAAAAUUCAAAAAAGGCAAAAAAAGUCAAAAAAGUCAAAAAAGUCAAAAAAGUCAAAAAAGUCAAAAAAGUCUAAAAAGUCAAAAAAGUCUAAAAAGUGAAAAAGGUCAAAAAAGUCAAAAAAGUCAAAAAAGUCAAAAAAGUCAAAAAAAUAAAAAAAGUCAAAAAAGUCAAAAAAUCAAAAAAGGUCAAAAAAGUCAAAAAAGUCAAAAAAGUCAAAAAAGUCAAAAAAGUCAAAAAAGUCAAAAAAGUCAAAAAAGUCAAAAAAGUCAAAAAAGUCAAAAAAGUCAAAAAAGUCAAAAAAGUCAAAAAAGUCAAAAAAGUCAAAAAAGUCAAAAAAGUCAAAAAAGUCAAAAAAGUCAAAAAAGUCAAAA